GCGUGACACGUCUGGACGACCAGAUCUUCAUCAACCGUAACCCUGGCGUUCCCUCCGUGGUCAAGUUCCACCCCUUCAACCCCUGCAUUGCCGUGGCAGACAAAGACAGCAUCUGUUUCUGGGACUGGGAGAAGGCGGAGAGGUUGGACUAUUUCUACAACGGGAACCCUCGCUACACCCGCAUCACAGCUAUGGAGUACCUCAACGGACAUGACUACUCCCUGCUGCUCACUGCUACAGAUGACGGGGCGCUGCGUAUCUGGAAGAACUUUGCGGACCAGCGGAACCCCGAGAUGGUGACGGCGUGGCAGGGCCUGUCCGACAUGCUCCCCACCACCCGAGGUCAGCCCUCCUCCAGCGCCCACAGUCUGGCCAGGCGGGUCUCCAUCUGUCUUGACAGGAGUAAGGGACAGGGAGGUGCAGGCAUGGUGGUGGACUGGGAGCAGGAGACGGGGCUACUGAUGACAUCUGGAGACGUGAGGGUCAUCAGGAUCUGGGACACGGAGAGGGAGAUGAAGGUCCAGGACAUCCCAACGGGGGCAGACAGCUGUGUGACUUGCCUAUCAUGUGACUCACAGCGGUCCCUCAUCGCAGCGGGGCUGGGCGACGGCUCGGUCCGCCUCUAUGACAGGAGAAUGGGCGCCAACGAGUGUCGUGUGAUGACGUACCGGGAACACUCGUCCUGGGUGGUCAAGGCCCACCUGCAGAAGCAGACGGACGGCAAAAUCAUUAGUGUCAGUGUCGAUGGAGACGUGCGGUUCUUCGAGCUGCGGUCGCCGGACUCUGUGAACGUGCUGCAGACGGUGAAGGGGUUAACGGCGCUGGACAUCCAUCCGCAGGCCAACCUGUUUGCCUGUGGAUCGAUGAACCAGUUCAUAGCCGUGUACAACUCCAACGGUGACGUGAUCAGCAACAUCAAGUAUUAUGACGGUUUCAUGGGCCAAAGGAUCGGGGCUAUCAGCUGUUUGGCCUUCCAUCCCUACUGGCCCCACCUGGCGGUGGGCAGUAACGACUACUACAUGUCCAUCUACUCAGCGGAGAAGAGGCUCAGAUAACCCCUCAGCGUUAACCCCCCCGAACUUUACCUUUGACCCCUGACCUCUCACCCUCGGAGCCAGGAUGUAAAUUACUUCUAAUGUACAUAUGCAAUUGUUACUACCCCUGAAUGUUCUAUAGUGAUGGCUGCUGAAACACUCGUGUUAUGAUGUUGACUUAUCUGAUUAUUCUUGAUCGUUUUAUUCAUAUUCUUAUUAUGAAGCUAUUGAUUGUAGACUUGGCAGUGCUGAGGAGCGUGUAUAUUUAAUUGCGUGUAUACAGAGAUGAAUAAUAGGUCUAUUUUAAAGGUUCCAGCCUUGGCUGGGGGAGACAGGCGGUGUCGCUACCUGAAUGAACUCGGAAUGACCUCUACAUUACCUUUCUAUGACCUCUAUGCAUCGGGGUCAAGAGGCUAUCGAGAGAUGGACAAUUCCCUCUCUCACACACGACUCUGGACAUGAAAGGCGUGGCUCACGGACGCCCGCACGACCCUUAUUAAAAGCCCCCCCCCCGCUGUAGCUAAUAGACUUUCUCUCACUGUUCGCGUACAAGAUGGUGGACUACAGGCGCUUCCUCUGAAACGGCCAGGCACUUUGACAGACGGGGCACGUCUGGUGUGAGAGAAAGUGAAAUGUAGAACAGAGCACAGAUGAGCCCAAAGUGGGCCCACAGCCUUGGACACAAACCGAUGCCCAUACAGAUGUCCACUACCAUGCUAUACUGUAGGACUAACCAGACCUUGCAUCCAUGCACCCUCACCCAAUUGUGCUAAACUCACCAACCUCACCAACCAAGCCAUUCAUCUCCAUUGUCCUAUGCCCAAAGGCUGACCCCAUGUCCAUAGCGCAAUGGGUGACUACUGCUCAGCUCUAAUCCCAAGACUGAUGCUACUUGUCUGCCCUACCUGCAAAGCAAUAAUGAAUUAGCUAGGAGCUCUACAGCCUCCAAGCUUCUGCUGCUCCAGCUCCAGACCCCCCCCCACUCAUCAGCUGAGCCAUACCCGCCUGUGGAGCCUGAAGUAUCAGUUCCAGAGCUCUGGCUGAGGCCCGCUUGACCCAUGCCCAUCCCCAGCCAGAAGCACCCCGAGGCUGGACGAGAAGAAACACAGCGCCCACUGCAUCCCCUCGUCCCCAUUGACACCAAUGGGGAAGAGGGAAUGGGGUUCUGCUGCUACUUUGCUGCAUCCUCGCACACAGGCUUAUGAGGACUUUAUAAACUGUGUAUGGACUGUCCCCAGAAUCACACACACCAGCCCUAGGCAGCCCUUUCCCCUGUGUGCCAACUACCAACCUCCACCCUGCUAUCCGUUACCCUUUUUGGAGAAAAGUCUGCGGCAAUUUUCUUCUAUUUUUGUUUUAUUUCUUUUAACCUUGGUUUUAUUUGCCAGUCGUGUUUGGUUUCUUUAGCAGAAAGGGAGUUUCAAGAAGAUUGGGAUAGAGAAGUUGGGUCAAAAAACAGGAGUGACUUCAGACCUCACUUUGUGUAAUACAGUGCACUGGUAAAUACACAGUAACGCUCCAUAGCACUUCUUCAGUUCAGUGUCCUUGUUGUCAAAAGCCACAGCUCUCCUGUCAACCUCCAACACUAGCUCAGGUACCUCAUGAGCCACGAUAUACCACAUAAUACCGCGGCGUCUCUGCAUGGUAGACUCACAGAGGUCUGACGUUACUCUUGAUAUGACGAACUAAGAUGGUCAAAAUACGUUCUGUGAGUCCUGAGGUGCCUUUUUUUUUAAACAAGGGUUACCCCUCUGGUCAACACUCGCUACAAGUGCGGUAUCGCCAUUAAUGUGCCUCUAUUAGGGGUCGCRUUUUUGGUUUGCUCUGCAUUACCUUCCUGUUUUUCUUUGAAACUUUUUUUUUGCUCAGUUUUUUGUAAUUAAUUUUUUUAAUUUGCUGGUGUUUGUUUGCCUUGGACCUCAGUGGGAUGGAGAGAUGGGAGAGGACUGUUUCUCCCCCUUUCACAGACGCUCUCACCCACACGGUGUCUCUCCUCAUACAGUACUCCCCCCUACCCUCACCUUUUUGCCUCUAAAGUCCUCAGCUUGGCUAUCACCCUAGAAAGGAAUGGACAAUAAUGCUUUGCCUGUGGACUGAACCGGGCAGGGUAACCGGUAACACAUGCCAUGCAUUCUGUAGAAGCGGCUGCACUCGCGGUCAUAACCAAGCCCCACUACGCUCAGUAGCUCACCCUCUAGGGUACGGAGGAGGUACUGCAGCCUCCACUGCUUUCACUGACACCUACAGCAAAACCCCACAACGCUGUCUGUCAGCCAUGCUCAGAAUCACAUCUCUAGAUAUCCUGCUUUGAGUUUUAACAUUUUAGAUAUGGAAACAAAAAUAAACUUUGAAUACUUAGGAGAAAUGAAAGCAAUCGGGUGUUUCUCUGUGACGGAAGACUGCUUUGCUGACUAGUUUAUAGGACAGGAGAUGAAGUCAGUAAAAUAAACCAAAUACACAACAGC
Salvelinus sp. IW2-2015 is the source of this 3499-nucleotide messenger RNA. Its product is annotated as regulatory-associated protein of mTOR. The record is from RefSeq and is a predicted model, not a curated record. Gene Ontology annotation, biological process: TORC1 signaling; cellular response to starvation; cellular response to amino acid stimulus. Gene Ontology annotation, cellular component: TORC1 complex; cytoplasm. NCBI's taxonomy places the organism in Eukaryota, Metazoa, Chordata, Actinopteri, Salmoniformes, Salmonidae. Gene Ontology annotation, molecular function: protein binding; protein-macromolecule adaptor activity.